UGUAUUUUUUUAAAGCAGAAAUUGGAUGAAAGGGUAACAGUUAAGCAUUUUAAUUGCAUUUUAUGUUUAUUAAUUAUUGGCAAAACAUUAAUAGUUUUCAAACUUCUUACUCCCCUUCCGCCCCUCAAAAAUCGCAAACUGGUUACGCGGAACAAGAAUUUUGCUGCUGGCAGUUUUUUAACUCAUAUUUUGUUUGGAAUCUUCACUAUGGCCUCAGGUCUACCAAGACGAAUCACUAAAGAAACUAAUCGUUUGUUGACUGAACCUGUUAAGGGCAUCACAGCAGUUCCUGAUGAACAGAAUGCUAGAUAUUUUCAUGUGACAAUUGCAGGUCCUGGAGAGUCUCCAUUUGAAGGUGGUAUUUUCAAAUUAGAGCUUUUUCUUCCUGAAGAGUAUCCAAUGGCUGCACCAAAAGUUAGAUUUCUUACAAAAAUAUAUCAUCCAAAUGUCGAUAAAUUAGGACGAAUAUGCUUGGAUAUUCUUAAAGAUAAAUGGAGUCCGGCCUUGCAAAUAAGAACGGUACUUCUUUCAAUUCAAGCGCUACUUAGUGCGCCAAACCCAGACGAUCCGCUAGCAAACGAUGUUGCAGAAAAAUGGAAAGUUAACGAAGAGCAAGCUAUUGAAACUGCACGUGCAUGGACAAGAUUAUAUGCUUCAGCCAACACACAAUAGCGUCACAGACAAUUUUAGGUGAUCGAGAUUGUAUGGAGUUUUUCUUCGCCUCAAAUUUAAAUGUCGCUUAUGUGUAAACUUAUUUUGUAAUGCAAACAAAUGUGAACUUAUUAAA
Messenger RNA from Hydra vulgaris (swiftwater hydra), 787 nucleotides. Its product is annotated as ubiquitin-conjugating enzyme E2 N. The record is from RefSeq and is a predicted model, not a curated record. Lineage: Eukaryota; Metazoa; Cnidaria; Hydrozoa; Anthoathecata; Hydridae.